GCGGAGACUCCCGCGCAGUCCGUCCAGCAUUCGGCCCGCGUCGAGUCGGGCUCACCUUCCCGUCUCCAGCCGCUGCGCAACCAUGCACCUGAGCGCGCACGACUCGUGCCAUUCCGUGGUCCUACUUUGCAUCCUCCUGAGGAGUUGCCAGGCCUUCAAGAACGACGCCACGGAGCUGCUGUCCUCGCACGCGAGCGCGCCGGUGCCGGAGGUCCAGAGCAACGUGUCCCUGAACCGCGCGCGCACCGGCGGGAGAGGAGUGGGCGGCGCGGGGAACGACAGAGGCGAACGGAGCCAAAUCGGAUGCAGAGAGCUGAGAUCCACUAAGUACAUCUCCGAUGGCCACUGCACCAGCAUCAACCCCAUCAAGGAGCUGGUGUGCGCUGGGGAGUGUCUCCCAGCUCAGAUGCUUCAAAACUGGAUCGGCGGCGCCUAUGGCAGGAAGUUCUGGAGUCGCCGGAGCAGCAACCAGGACUGGCGGUGCGUCAACGACAAAACCCGCACCCAGCGCAUCCAGCUGCAGUGCCAGGACGGCAGCACGAGAACGUACAAAAUCACCGUGGUCACCUCCUGCAGAUGCAAGAGGUACUCGAGGCAGCACAAUGAGUCGGGCAACAAGUUCGAGGAGCCGGCGGUGUCGCCGCCGCAGCUCCUGCACAAGCACAAGUCCAAGACCAAGAGGAGGCUGGGGAAGAACCGGCUGAGUGAGAACUGGCACGAGACUGAACCCUGAGAGCCGGCGGACGCGCAGACUCGCCCCGAAUCCACAUAAACCUACAGGAGUUUCGUCACGGUCAUAUUGAGACACGCCAUCCAGAGCUUGCGGUUGCGGAUUAUCUCUCAAUGUGACCGGGACUCGAUUCAUGUGAAGCUGGUUCCUCACCAUGAUGGAGAACUCCAGGAGGGCACACUAAGGACUUUCCUUGACAUUUUAAUCGGCGUGGUUGAAGAUAAUGGGAACAGACCCGGGGCGUACAGUCUGCAGAGCGUUCUGGAGCCCCGAGCCAACCCGCAUUGUCCCAGAUGUAGCCAUGUGCAUGUGUUCCUAUAUUCAUUUUAUACACGGAGGGAGACCUGCCUGUCUAGGCACCAACACCAGUACCCAACACCAAACAACUCAAAAAAAAUCUCGUGUAAAUACCUGUAAAUAUAUCAAAUUCUUACUUGUCUUUUGAAGUAUGGCCAUGUGUAUAAAAUUUUACCAUGUAAGAUUUAUGAUGUAUGAUGUAAUAUAUUUUCUGUGGCGACAUAUAACAUGAUGGGUUCUGCUUAAGUGGCAUCGGUGCGGUUGGAGUCUGGAAAAGCUUCUUCAUCAUUCAUUCUUGUAAUAACUUUAUAUGAAAUAAAUACCCCUUUUUAAAA
Messenger RNA from Xiphias gladius (swordfish), 1362 nucleotides. RefSeq names its product sclerostin domain containing 1a (gene sostdc1a). Gene Ontology annotation, molecular function: BMP binding. The transcript is spliced from 2 exons. NCBI's taxonomy places the organism in Eukaryota, Metazoa, Chordata, Actinopteri, Istiophoriformes, Xiphiidae. Gene Ontology annotation, biological process: negative regulation of BMP signaling pathway; negative regulation of Wnt signaling pathway. The record is from RefSeq and is a predicted model, not a curated record. Bases 83 to 733 code for a protein of 216 amino acids.